Messenger RNA from Eimeria mitis, 927 nucleotides. RefSeq lists its product as uncharacterized. Lineage: Eukaryota; Apicomplexa; Conoidasida; Eucoccidiorida; Eimeriidae. The transcript has 4 exons. The record is from RefSeq and is a predicted model, not a curated record. The coding region runs from base 1 to 927 and encodes 308 amino acids.
AUGCUGCUGACGGAGAACAGCCAGCUGCGUUUGCUGCUGCAGCAGCAGCAGCAGCGGGAUGGUGUGUUUUUGCCUGUAGAUAUGUAUAAGCAGCAGCAGCAGCAGCAGCAGCAGCAGCAGCAGCAGCAGCAGCAGAAAAUACAACAGCUAGAAAUUCAUAUACACAAACUCCAGCAGCAAGAUAUACUGCAGCAACAAACCAUGCAGCAGCAACACACGCAGCUGCAGCAGCAGCAGCAGCAAAUAAAACAAACGCAGGCUUCUCUACAACUCGCCCAGAAGAGUCUUAAGGAAGAGCAGCAGCUGACCGAAGCCCUGCAGCAGCAGCAGCAGCAACAUGCAGCAGCAGCAGCUGCUGCUGCUGCUUCCCUCCAAAGGGCAGUUGAGGAUAUCGCGCUGCUGCAGCAGCAGCAGCAACAGCAGCAGCAGCAGCAGCAAGCAGCAACAGAAGCAUGCACAAAAUUCACUGCAGCUCUAAAGGCUGAUGUUGCUGCUGCUGCAGCAGAGCAGCAGCAGCUGCUGCAGCAAGUGCAGCAGCUGCUGCAGCAGCUGCAGCAGACGGAGCAGCAACGCAACGAAUGUAUAAAAGGAGGAGCAGCAGCAGCAGCAGAACAGCAGCAGCAGCAGCUGCUGCUGCAGCAGCAGCUCAAUGCCCACAGCGUCUUAGUUAUGGAUAUUCAAAAGAAGCAGCAGCAGCAGCAGCUGCUGCUGCAGCAGCAACUGCAGCAACUGCAGCAGAAGGCCGAGGCAAUCGAUGCAGCGACAAAGGCAAGCUCUUUGCUGCUGCUGCUGCUGCUGUUGCUGCUGCUGCUGCUGCUGCUGUGUGGGCAGUUCCAUCUACAGCAGCAGCAGCAGCAGCAGAGGGAAGAGAAGCAGCAGCAGACACAGCAGCAGCAGCAGCAGCAGCAGAAGCAGCAGCUGCACUAA